This is a messenger RNA of Coffea eugenioides, 1709 nucleotides long. Its product is annotated as guanine nucleotide-binding protein subunit beta-2. The transcript is spliced from 6 exons. Gene Ontology annotation, biological process: G protein-coupled receptor signaling pathway. Gene Ontology annotation, molecular function: signaling receptor complex adaptor activity; protein binding. The record is from RefSeq and is a predicted model, not a curated record. Lineage: Eukaryota; Viridiplantae; Streptophyta; Magnoliopsida; Gentianales; Rubiaceae. The coding region runs from base 379 to 1512 and encodes 377 amino acids. Gene Ontology annotation, cellular component: cytoplasm; heterotrimeric G-protein complex.
ACUUGUUACUCUUUGGUACUAUUAGUCUCAAAAAAAUUUGGCAUUUGGGUCUCUAACCCGGAGUCUCCGUUUCAGCUGUCACCCGUAACCGGUAACAGUCGGCCGUGGCUGUCUCUACUCCGUGCUUCUCCGCCGCUAUAUCUCUCCUACUCCUGUAUUAUCAAAAUUCUUUAGCUCCUAAAACCCUUAAUUUUUAUUAGUAAUUACCCAGAAGACCAAAUUUAAGGAAGAGUUUUCUUGAUUUGUCCUGAUUAUAUACGUGUAGCAACCUUAGAAUGAAGCCCACUUGACCCAAGAGAAUUAGGCUAUGGAAGAUGUAGGAGGAGUCCAGAGGACUUGAAUUUGUGUCGAGUUUGGGGAGGAAAAGGGGAGGGAAAAAUGUCAGUUGCCGAGCUGAAGGAGAGGCACUUAGCCGCCACCCAGACUGUCAGUGCUCUCAGGGACCAAUUGAAACAGAAGCGUCUUCUCCUUCUUGACACCGACGUGGCGGGAUACUCUAGGUCGCAGGGUAGAACUCCGGUGAGCUUCGGCCCAACGGAUCUGGUUUGCUGUCGGACUCUGCAGGGCCAUAACGGCAAGGUGUAUUCGCUUGACUGGACUUCAGAAAAGAAUCGCAUUGUCAGUGCAUCCCAGGAUGGUCGAUUAAUAGUAUGGAACGCUCUCACAAGCCAAAAGACACAUGCUAUUAAGCUACCCUGUGCAUGGGUCAUGACUUGUGCCUUCUCACCGACUGGGCAGUCUGUUGCCUGUGGUGGACUCGACAGCGUUUGCUCCAUCUUUAACCUAAAUUCUCCAACUGACAGAGAUGGUAAUCUACCAGUGUCGAAAAUGCUUAGUGGGCAUAAGGGCUAUGUGUCAUCAUGUCAGUAUGUUCCUGAUGAAGAUGCACACUUAAUCACUAGCUCUGGAGAUCAAACAUGUGGCUUGUGGGAUAUAACUACAGGUCUUAGGACAUCUGUCUUUGGAGGUGAAUUUCAAUCUGGCCACACUGCUGAUGUGCUAAGUGUCUCCAUUAAUGGAUCAAAUUCAAGAAUGUUUGUGUCUGGGUCUUGUGAUUCAACUGCCCGUCUUUGGGACACUCGGGUUGCCAGUCGGGCUGUCCGGACCUUUCAUGGUCAUGAAGGAGAUGUUAAUGCUGUAAAAUUUUUCCCAGAUGGAAAUAGAUUUGGAACUGGUUCGGAUGAUGGAACUUGCAGAUUAUUCGAUAUUAGGACUGGGCAUCAGCUGCAAGUGUACUAUCAGCAACAUGGGGAUAAUGAGGUGCCGCCUGUUACUUCAAUUGCAUUUUCAAUUUCUGGCAGACUUCUUUUUGCUGGGUAUUCAAAUGGUGAUUGCUAUGUAUGGGAUACCUUAUUGGGACAGGUCGUUUUGAAUCUAGGAACUCUUCAAAAUUCUCACGAGGGUCGCAUUAGUUGUUUGGGAUUGUCAGCUGAUGGCAGUGCUUUAUGUACAGGAAGUUGGGAUUCAAACUUGAAGAUCUGGGCUUUUGGAGGGCAUAGAAAAGUGAUCUAAAGAUUCAACUUUUGAUUUCCCUAACGAAUAGGCUCCUGAUUCACCGUCCGUGUGUACGGUUCUUGUACACCAGUAAGCUACUGUGUGCCAGGGAUUAUAAUUUUGUCCUACAUUUAACCUUGUGCAUUGUGACUUGUUUAUUGCAGAAAUAAUACACAUAUAUAUAUAUAUUUUUAUGAAGGCCAAUUGUGAAUUCA